AUGACCGUUAUGGCGGAUUGGAGAGUUCGUUCUACUAAAAGUCAUCUGGACAAACUGGUGGAAAUUAUGGAGCGAAACCCCGAGCUGGUAAAAGGUGGGGGUUCAAAUCCUACAUCUUUUUGGAAGAGUGUGGCUUUGGAGCUUAACUCCAUGGGGCCAGCUGUGAAGGAAGCAGCUGCUUGGAAAAGGAGUUGGAUUGAAAAAAAGUCGGUGGUUAAAAAAAAGCUUAGCCACAAUAAGAAAGAAUUGCAGCAGACAGGAGGUGGGAAACCGGCAAUGAACACUCUCAGUGAACUGGAAGAGCGAAUAGCUGCAGUUACGAAUAUGCGAGACAUCACCAACAGGAUUGAAGGUAGUCUAUGCAUCGGUAUAGGAAAUCCGUUGGAGCAGCCCGGACCAUCACACCACACUCAGCUCUCGGACCCUGGACCAUUAUACCAUACCGAGUUCUCUGACCUUGGACCAUCACAUCACAUUCAGUCCUCAGAGCCCGGACCAAAUCACAUUCAGUCCUCAGAGCCCGAACCGCAUCACAUUCAGUCCUCAGAGCCCGGACCAUCGCACCAAACCCAGUCCUCGGAGCAACCCACACCUCCUGACCAGCAACGUGACCGCGGCGACCGCGGCCCACGUGGAGUUGGCUUUACCUUGAUUUGA
Messenger RNA from Anopheles moucheti, 657 nucleotides. RefSeq lists its product as uncharacterized. The transcript is spliced from 3 exons. The coding region runs from base 1 to 657 and encodes 218 amino acids. Lineage: Eukaryota; Metazoa; Arthropoda; Insecta; Diptera; Culicidae. The record is from RefSeq and is a predicted model, not a curated record.